Molecule: messenger RNA, 1636 nt
Organism: Trichogramma pretiosum
Lineage: Eukaryota; Metazoa; Arthropoda; Insecta; Hymenoptera; Trichogrammatidae
Product: beta-1,4-glucuronyltransferase 1
Exons: 4
Coding region: 35-1636 (533 amino acids)
Molecular function (GO): glucuronosyltransferase activity
Source: RefSeq, a predicted model, not a curated record
ACACGAGUGGCCGUCGACGGCUGCUUGGAAUUGGAUGUGCAGCGAGAGCACUGACUGCUGCUGCGAUAGCGGCAAGCGGCAUCAGGCCAAUAACACAGCAACGAGCUCCUCCGUUGUCAUUGCUGAGCGGCCAUCGUCGGCGACAUCGGUCGACAAUUUUCGAUUCGCCUGUCGGCACUCCUCAAUGAUUCAGUUUGGGUGUCGACCAUGGAACCUAAGCCUGGUGUGCGUGAUAGUUCUCGGCUCAUCCAACAUGCUGCUGACGUUUCUACUGCUGCAGUCUGAAACAUGCAUCGGCCCCGUCAAAAUCUUCUCCUCGCUGAAGCAGUCGUCGUCGUCGUCGGCCUCCGCGUCGCAAUCCUUACAGGCUGUAGCAGUGGCAGCGAGCAGUAAUAAUCCAUGCCCAACGUCGAACAACGACGGUCUAGCGGCGGGUACCGCUGGAAUCGUCGCCGACACUAUGGACGACGACUCGGCCUCCAGUGUGCUUCAGUUCGACGUCCGCCUCGGCCUCUGGGACUCGCGACGUCUCUAUCGCUCCUGGGACGCGGUCCUCGUCGGCACGCAGUACGUCGAGCUCUCGGCCUCGCAUCGAGUCUGCCUGGCUACUCAGAGCUCCUUGGAGAAACUUCACUCUCUGGUGCAGGUGGCCCAUCAAUGGCAGGGCCCGUUAUCGCUCGGCCUGUUCGUCGCCGGUGACGAGGAGUUCGAGGCGGCCCAGCGUUAUUUGGACUUUUUACAACGCUGCUACGCCGCGGUUCGCGAGCGCGUCACGGUGUCGGUCCUGGUUCCGGGCUCUCGAGCUCCCCGACAACAGCCCCGUUACUAUCCUCUACCGGACUUCCUGGACUGCGAACGACCCGAGGCUGCCCUGCGUCAAUUCGCCAGGCCCAUCUCCGCGGAGCAGGCCAGCUGGCGAGUGCGCAACGCCUAUCCCCAGAACCACAUGAGAAAUCUGGCCCGCAAGAACUGCCAGGCCGAGUGGGUCUUUCUCACGGACGUCGACGUGGUGCCGAGCUCGAACCUGAGCCAGCUGCUCGAGGACUUUCUGCGCGACGAGCGCAAUCGCUGCGACAAGUGCGCCUAUGUGAUACCGACCUUCGAGCUGGAUGCGAGGGUGCGUUUCCCGCAGAACAAGAGCGAGCUCGUGCGACUUGCUAAGAAGAGCCUGGCCAGGCCGUUUCAUCACAAGGUCUUCAUACACAAUCAGUUCGCCACGAAUUUCACUCGAUGGAUGAUGGACUCUCAACCGGGCCAGGCGCCACCUCCACCGGCGGAACGCGGCGACACGCGGGCCCGAGUCAGCCACGACGUGACCAACUUCGAAUUCCUGUACGAGCCGUUCUACGUGGCUCGCGACGUCGCACCGGCCCACGACGAGCGCUUCAUGGGCUACGGCUACACGAGAAAUACUCAGGUGUACGAGAUGUACGUGGCCGGCUACAAGUUCAAGGUGCUGACGCCGACUUUCACCGUGCACUGGGGCCUUCAGACCCGCAAGAGUCGGCCGGCCUGGCGCGAGCGCCAGAACAGCGUCAAUCGCAAGCACUUUGAGAUCUUCAAGAAGGAGGUGUUCGCACGCUACAGUCGGGACCCGCUCAAAAUGGUCAAGAACGGGCCCCGUCGUCGUCGUUGA